UCAGUAACUCCUGCGUCCAUUUCUUUUCUCUAACUGAUCAAGUUCAUCAUCUGAUCGGUUUUUCCCCGUGAGCUUGAGCAAUAACCGUCCGUGACGUCAUUCCAUUUCCUCUUUGUGUGGGAAGUCGGUGAGGAGAAAAGACCUGCUGAUCAGCCAAUCAGCUGCCCGUCUGUCUCUCUGCGGGUUUAUUUUCUCCUCCUCCUCUGCUUCUCUCCAGCGUUUCUCCUCUUCCUCUUCUUCUCUCCACCGUUUCUCCUUCCUCUCCUCCUCCUCUCCUCCUCCUCCUCUCCUCCUCCGCUCCCCAGCAGCGAUGCUCCCGCCGGGCCUGGCCGGCCUCGGCGCUCUGUCUGCGGACUGGCAGUAGAUCGGCAGGUCGGUGCAGGUCGCGUCUCUCCGUCAUGGUGCAGAAAUCCCGGAACGGCGGGGUGUUCCCCGGAGCGCAGGCCGACCAGAAGAAGCUGAAGGUCGGCUUUGUGGGUCUGGAGGCCGGGGGGACCGAGUCCAGCAGGGACGGAGCUCUGCUCAUAGCAGGUGGGGAGGAGGGUCCUCGGCGGCAGCGCAGCAGUGUCUCUGGAGGAAAGAAACCUCCGAAACGAAAUGCCUUCUACAGACGACUGCAGAACUUCCUGUACAACGUACUGGAGAGACCUCGAGGAUGGGCCUUCAUCUACCACGCCUAUGUGUUCCUGCUGGUGUUCUCCUGUCUGGUUCUGUCUGUGUUCUCCACCAUCAGGGAGUACGAGAAGAGUUCAGAGGAUGCUCUCUACAUUCUGGAAGUGGUGACCAUCGUGGUGUUCGGGGUGGAGUACAUGGUGAGGAUCUGGGCUGCAGGUUGCUGCUGUCGCUACCGAGGAUGGAGAGGGAGACUUAAAUUCGCCAGAAAACCUUUCUGUGUCAUUGACAUCAUGGUGUUGAUCGCGUCCAUCUCGGUGUUGGCUGCGGGGACUCAGGGGAACGUCUUUGCCACUUCAGCCAUCAGGUCGCUUCGUUUCCUUCAGAUUCUGAGGAUGAUCAGGAUGGACCGCCGGGGAGGAACCUGGAAACUGCUGGGAUCAGUCGUCUACGCUCACAGCAAGGAGUUGAUCACUGCGUGGUACAUUGGCUUCCUGUGUCUGAUUCUGGCAAGUUUCCUCGUUUAUUUGGCUGAAAAAGAAGACAAUGAACAGUUUGAGACGUACGCAGACGCCCUCUGGUGGGGACUGAUCACCUUGACAACCAUUGGCUAUGGAGACAAGUUUCCCAUCACCUGGAACGGGCGUCUUCUGGCUGCAACCUUCACUCUGAUCGGAGUUUCAUUCUUCGCUCUGCCUGCUGGGAUCCUGGGUUCUGGUUUUGCUCUGAAGGUUCAGGAGCAGCACAGGCAGAAACACUUUGAAAAGAGACGAAACCCAGCUGCUGGACUCAUACAGAUACUUCUGCGUCACUAUCUUCUGUUUUUCGGUCGCAAACUUGAGGAGGACUCCACAGGAUGUAUUCUUCGUAUGAGGGGUUUGCUUCAAGAAAGUGCACGAUGCAUGAAGCAAACUCGUUGGCAGAGAGACCAGCUUCACCUUCAUGCCACAGAGACUGGAUUCCAUGUUCGGCACAAGAGCGCUUAUACUCAGUGUGGAGAUGACUGAGAGACUUGAACACCGGCUCCAGGACUCUCUCCUCUUCUUCCUACCCAUUUCAGAAAACACCACUGCUUUAUGCCUAGUGUAGACAGGAACAUGCGUUGGCACA
Messenger RNA from Micropterus dolomieu (smallmouth bass), 1722 nucleotides. RefSeq names its product potassium voltage-gated channel, KQT-like subfamily, member 2a (gene kcnq2a). The transcript has 11 exons. Gene Ontology annotation, cellular component: membrane. The record is from RefSeq and is a predicted model, not a curated record. Gene Ontology annotation, biological process: transmembrane transport; potassium ion transport. Bases 399 to 1619 code for a protein of 406 amino acids. NCBI's taxonomy places the organism in Eukaryota, Metazoa, Chordata, Actinopteri, Centrarchiformes, Centrarchidae. Gene Ontology annotation, molecular function: voltage-gated potassium channel activity.